AUCUUAUCCGUCCGCAAUCGAUUAAUGAGUUUUGAUUGUUAUUAUUACGUAUAAAUUGUCGGGUGUUUAAUAAAUUUUACACUUCGAUCAUCGCCAGAAAUGAAGGUCACGCUAAUUGCUUUAUUCGCUGUGUGCUUUGCGGCGGCAGAAGCCGUUCCACAAGCUAGAAUAUCCGGCGGUUCAUUGGCAACCAUCAACCAGUACCCUACUAUUGCCUGCCUGCUGACAAACAGGGACACUGCCGGCCAUUUCAGACAAAACUGCGGCGGCACUAUCCUCAAUCAACGACACAUUUUGACAGCAGCUCACUGCCUUGAACGAGACCAUCCUGCCCAAUGGAGGGCCCGUUUGGGAUCUUCUUUCGCGACCAGCGGAGGCGUGUUGUACAACAUUGCCGCCUUCAACCUACAUCCCAACUACAAUCCACGUACAUUUGACAGUGACAUUGCUAUAAUGAGAACAAGUAAUUCCAUUUCAUACACUAACGUGAUCCAGCCGGCCCUGAUCGCUGGAGCUAACUACAACGUUCGAGACAACGAGCGGGUGUGGGCUGCUGGAUGGGGCCGUAUUUUCCAUAAUGGUCCGAACUCUGAACAGCUACGCCACGUUCACCUAGAAGUGAUCAACCAAAAUGUUUGCAACCAAAGGUACGGAAGUUUCGCUAUCACCAACAACAUGCUGUGCGCAGGCGUGAACGACAAUAGCAACCGCGGCCAGUGUCAGAUGGACUCUGGCAGUCCUCUCUACCACAACAACAUAGUCGUCGGCGUCUGCUCCUUCGGAAUGGUAUGCGGUGAUCCUUUUCACCCCAGUGUCAACGUACGCGUUCCCCGCUUCACUGCCUGGAUACAAAGAAAUUCUUAAAGAACUUCUGUUUUUUACCACCAACUUAUUUAUUGACAAAGCGUCGUGUAAAUUUAUUCAAUUAUUUAGACAAAAAAUAACACUCACUGAAAUAAAGUAAAAAAUAACUAACACGCGAUUAGGUUUUUUUUUGUUUGGUACCUAGCAAAUAUUGUAAUUUUAUGUGUGUACUACAUAUAAGUUGUUUUUACAUAAUUUAGCUGGCAGAUCUUGUAUGACGCGUUGGUUUUCACUUGUUUGUUUUAUCAUUUAAGACCGACUCCAAAGAUUUAUUCAUUGUUACAUAAAUAUAAUAAAACGAAUGGCGGUGUAUA
Molecule: messenger RNA, 1178 nt
Organism: Manduca sexta (tobacco hornworm)
Lineage: Eukaryota; Metazoa; Arthropoda; Insecta; Lepidoptera; Sphingidae
Product: trypsin, alkaline C-like
Exons: 4
Coding region: 100-864 (254 amino acids)
Biological process (GO): proteolysis
Molecular function (GO): serine-type endopeptidase activity
Source: RefSeq, a predicted model, not a curated record